Nymphaea colorata (pocket water lily) is the source of this 909-nucleotide messenger RNA. Its product is annotated as GPI-anchored protein LLG1-like. The transcript has 3 exons. Bases 151 to 663 code for a protein of 170 amino acids. NCBI's taxonomy places the organism in Eukaryota, Viridiplantae, Streptophyta, Magnoliopsida, Nymphaeales, Nymphaeaceae. The record is from RefSeq and is a predicted model, not a curated record.
GGCGAGCCGCCUAUUGGGGGCGUCCUGUUUCUGCUGUCUAUUCCUUUGUAUCUCGCUCUGUCGUUGCUCGUUCCCUCACGGUUGCGGGGAGAGAUCUCUCUUCCAAAAGGGAAGAAUCUCUCUCUCUCUCUCUCUCUCUGUGUUCCAGAUAUGGCGUGGAACCCUCGCUGCUCGGCGAUCUCGCUCGCAUCCUUCUUCUUAUUGUUUUUGUUUGCGGAUGUGUCUGCCACCGGAUUCAUUUCAGAUCAAAUAUUUGAGCAACACCACUCAAUCGGCAGGGGUCUACUUCAGGUGGAAAAGAAUUGCCCUGUAGACUUCGAAUUCCAGAACUACACCAUCAUCACUAGCCAGUGCAAAGGACCACGAUAUCUGCCAACUCCCUGUUGCAAUGCAUUCAAGCAAUUUGCCUGUCCCUUUGCUGCAGAACUUAAUGACCUGACAAAUAACUGUGCUAGCACAAUGUUUAACUACAUAAACCUUGCUGGAAAUUAUCCGCCAGGGCUCUUUGCAAAUGAGUGCAGAGGUGACAAAUAUGGACUCUCGUGCAAUGGGACCACAACAGGGAAUUCUCAAAUGAACAAUUCCACCAGCGGAGCGCAUGUUGCCUAUGGUUCUUCACUCGUUCUUCUUAUGGUCAGCAUCCCAAUCUUUAUGGUUUCUUAGAACCAUUUGUAUAUUUGAAGCUGAACUUGGUUCGUAUAUUCUUUAUGUAAUGUCGAUUUCCACACUAUGGUCCUUGUAUUUGUAACGUGUUGCAACAUCUCUAGAUCUUGUUGUGCCGGCCGACUGCGUGAAGAUUCUUAUGUGCUGUCGUGUAUUUGAUUACCUGGACAAAACAUAUUAGCACUUCUUGAGGAAGUUUUGUACAAGAAACAUUCUUCAUUAUUUUUAAUCGUUUUGAUUUCUUAA